CGCGAGCACAUGGCGAGCGUUGGGCGCGCUUGGUCUUGUUUCUACACGUUGAGGAUUGCAUCAAAUCGGCGCGCGUGCGUUGGCGCGCACUUUUUUCGCAUCGCGGACUAAUUGAACCGAGAGAAGCGCGUUUGAGUCUCGUUUACGCGGAUUUCCCUGUCAUUCGUGCACUUGUGAGGUACGUUGUGCGUUAAAAAGCGACGGGUGAAGCGAGAAUCGAACCUUCUCCACUGCUUUGUUUACACUCCCGAGUUUUCCUACCAUCGUCGAGAAGGGCCCAACAUCGAAAGAAAACCUGGCAGGCAUGCUGAGACAUGGCCGGCAAGUUAAUGCGGUAUUCCUUUCUUUUGACGAAGUGUCCUGAUACCAGGUCUGCCGACAUGGCAGGCUUGACCACUGGCAUCUGUGGAGUGUCUUACGGACGCUACAACUACAUUAUGAAACAGCUGCAUGGCAUGCAGAGGUACUCUCUGGCACUUCCGAGAAGCUUCAUGCAGAGGCGGGCUAUGGCAACCAUGCUUAGCACGAGUGACGUUGCUCCGGUGACUGUGUCAAAGAUCAAAAAGGUGCUGAAGGACAAUUCAGUUGGAUUUGAGGAAGGAUACACCUGUCUAAAGAUCACGUGCCCCGUCUGUCAGCACGACCCUUCUAUCGCCGAGGUUCCCAAGAGUCUGCCGCCAACAGCGUUUAUCAACGUCAGAACAGGCCUCUUCACAUGCUAUAAUUGCCACGUAGUGACCAGUUGGCGGAAUCUUCAAGACUGCUUUGCAAUUGAGAAAACCGCAGAGCUCAGGGAACGGCUAGCAGCUGAUUGUCACGCCUUUCCUAACGAGCAAGAAGUGAGAGAUCUGCAAUCUCUCUACGAGUCUUCCACACGGCUAGCAGAUGCCGAGUCAUCGCUGCUGCAGCAGAUAAUUAGCAGGUUUGGUCUGCAGAGGAUACACCCAGUGACCAUGAGGGCAAUGGAUGUCCGUCUGUCUGAAGACAAGUCCAGUAUUCUGUUUCCCAUUUAUGGACCAACAAAAAAGCUGGUUGCGCUGAAGUCCAUAGAAGUGACAGAGGAGCAUGAAGCUACAAACAUUUUCCCCAGGCCAACAGUUGUGGGCCUGUUUGGUUGGCAUAGGAUCAAGAGGGGCCACCAGGAGCUGAUCCUGACUGCAUCCGAGAAGGAUGCCUUGGCUGUCGUACAGGAGACCAAUCUGCCGGUGGCAUCUCUUCUAUCAGGAACUUCGAACCUGCCUUUGGAGGUGCUUCCAUUGUUUGAGCAAUUUGACAAGAUCACUCUUUGGUUUGGAAACCGUCUCCAAGACUGGGAAUCCGUGAAGGUCUUUGCAAGAAAGCUGUCUGAGAAAAGGUGCUACUACAUCAGGCCCAAGGAGGGUUACCCUCUGGCAGCACUGCAGGCCAAGCCGCAGAGCCAGCUUCCGGAUGUAUUGAAACGGUGCCAACCAGUCAGCCAUCGAGCCAUCACGACGUUCCACAGCUUGCGAGCUGCAGUCGCAGACCUACUACAGAAUGUGGACACGUUCAUGGGUGUGCCCUGGCAGAGGUUUCCUGGGCUCGUGCGGCUACUCAAAGGUUUUCGGACGGGGGAGCUAACAGUAUUUACGGGACCCACUGGUUCGGGCAAGACCACAUUUAUGUGCGAGUACUCCUUGGACCUUUGCAUGCAAGGGGUCAACACUCUUUGGGGGAGCUUCGAAAUUCAGAAUGAAAAGCUGGCCAAGAUUAUGCUAACCCAGUUUGCCAAAAUGUCACUAGAGAACAACAUGGAGGAAUUUGACUUGUGGGCCGACAAGUUUGAGCUCCUCCCCCUGUACUUCAUGACUUUCCAUGGUGAAGAGUCCAUGAAGAACGUGAUGGACGCAAUGUCCCAUGCUGUCUACGUGCAUGACAUUCAGCAUGUGGUGGUAGACAAUGUGCAGUUCAUGAUGGGUGUUGGCAUGGACAGCUCCAACGUUGAUCGUUUCUGGAGGCAGGACCUCUUGAUUGCCUCUUUCCGACGUUUUGCCACCCAGCACAACUGUCACGUAACGCUUGUCAUGCAUCCACGCAAGGAGAAAGACUCCGAGGAGCUCAGUACCAGUUCCAUCUUCGGUGGAGCCAAGGCAAGCCAAGAGGCUGACAACGUGCUCAUUCUCCAGGACCGGAGGCUCGCGUCCCCACAGGGACGCAAGCAUUUGCAGGUGACCAAAAACAGAUUCGACGGAGACAUCGGGUCGGUGCCACUUGAAUUCAACAAGGAGAACCUCACCUUUUCCGAGAGCACAUCGCCAUUCAAGAAGCCUGUGGAACGAAAACCAAAAAGUGCCUCUUUCCGCACCGGUCUUCCACCACCCAGAUGAAUUUUUCUUGCGACAUAGUCAGGGACGUUACACCGAAUGCUACUGUUGGGCUCCAGAGUUCACGUUUUGUAUUUCAUCAGUUUUUUUAUGGUGUUACCUAGGGGAAAACUGGCUUCGGAUUGCUCAUUCCCUUGUAAUACAGUGCAUCAAGAGCUCUUAGUUUACAGUCACACAAUUUUUCUUAUUGAAUCGAGGGGACGUGUUUGGGUAUGGUGCAGUUUAAACGAAACGCAAAAAUGUGCCGGCAAAGCACUUGUUGAAGGAAAGACGCAAAACGUCCGCACUUACCGUGUGAAGUUGCUUUUUUUUUGUUUCUUGUAAGCGGCUGUAUUUAGGUUUAUUAAAGGACUCUUCACCAGGUUUGAGCAUUGCAAAGAAACAAAUGCACCAUGUAGAUUGUUCGGCGGCAAUCGACUCUGCGAAGUAUAAAACUGCUGCAUGGCACGACAACAGUCGAAAUUUCAAAUGGAAGGCCAUCCACCUUUGCUUUCAAGGCAGCCAAGCUUCAAGAGAGUGAAGUCACACACACACGUUGCUUAUGCAACAGGCACUCCUUGGAACAUCACUGACCAUGGCUUAAUGUGAAGAGUACAAUACUGCAAGUGAUGUGCCUCGAAGCAAUAUAAAAAGAGAACAAAGAGGUAAUGUCGCAACACGUGACACGUACAGAAUGAAGGGAACGUUCAACCUUUGCGGACACUAGCCAAGAGAAAGGGGAGGAGCCUGUCUCUGCCGACAGUAGCUCUCCCCUGGUGGAAUGAUAACGGGGCAAUUCAAUCACAGUUCAAUCACACCCAAUAGUACCUCAAACAAUGAACCGAUGUGCAGAACGAUUUGCUAAAACUCUGCAUAGAUGGCACCUUAAAUCUUCCAGCACAUUUCCAGAAGAUUGUCAAGCAAAUACUCGGACAACAGCUGGAGACCAAGCGAAAAAGAAUCAUCGGUUAAGAAAAAGGUUAAAGAAACGAAGAAGGGCCUGUGGAAAAUAGCGAUGCUCACGAAAUCAGCAAUGAAAACGUGCAGAAGUUUCGAGCAGGAAAUUCCCAAAGAAAAGAUCUACAAUAACUCUAGAGGUAGCUCCGUUGUUUGAAGCCAGGAUGGGAGUAUGGCGGUCCAAGUAUGAAGGGAUAGCACACUUUGCGGUGCUGGUGGAGAGGAGGAGGGAACACCUGAUACUUGUCUGUAAAGGGCUUCACCUUACAGUCCAAGGCAAUGGGGCUGUAUUUUGCGAAGCAUUGGGGUUUAAGGACAGUGAAGGCAAAAUAUAUUUUAGGCACGUAGAAAUAACCAAGAGGACGUUAUCUGAUUGGUGGCUACAAUCAAGGCAGGAGUGAAAUUUAGUUUUUGACUUCACAUUGUUUUAUCAGUUACAGCUAGGUGGCAUGAGCUGCCGCCCGAUCAGAAGGGUGCAGCCCCAUCCAUACAUUGUGCAAUCGAAAUUUGUCGUGGAACCUGGUGACGUGUCCUUUAAGGGAUUUGGUUUAGGUGAAUUAAGGCUUUAUUGGUGUAGCUACAAUGCUCUAGGCCAAGCCACGUUUGAGACGAAGCCGUGCACUUCCACAACACCCGUUCGGAAGUCUACAUAGACGGUGAUACAAGACUUCCCUUUAGGUAACAUUGUGAGAGACACCUUAUGUAUUUUAUCACACACCUGCAGCGAAGUACUAGUAGUCAUUUUAUAACACGCAAGAUUAUGUUGCACAGGUCAAUGUUGCUGCACAAAGGUCUAACUUAUAAACAAGAAAAUGGACUGAUCUAGUUUGUAGAU
Messenger RNA from Rhipicephalus sanguineus (brown dog tick), 4113 nucleotides. RefSeq names its product twinkle mtDNA helicase (gene mtDNA-helicase). Bases 315 to 2345 code for a protein of 676 amino acids. Gene Ontology annotation, cellular component: mitochondrion. The transcript is spliced from 15 exons. Gene Ontology annotation, molecular function: ATP binding; 5'-3' DNA helicase activity; single-stranded DNA binding. Lineage: Eukaryota; Metazoa; Arthropoda; Arachnida; Ixodida; Ixodidae. The record is from RefSeq and is a predicted model, not a curated record. Gene Ontology annotation, biological process: mitochondrial DNA replication.